AUGAAUAACACAGCUGAUGAACAGGGGUCUGCUUCCCACGAUAGUGCCAAGCUGUCAGUCACAUCCAAUUCCGAAGAACGCGCUCUCGAUAAUCAUAAGCAACUCGCACAAUGGGUUGCUCGGCAUGGUGGUUUCAUCCAUCCAAAUCUGAGGCUGAAGUAUGCUCCUAACAAAGGUUACCACGGUGUUGUCGCAGAUGGAGCAACUAUCACUGCGCAUACACGGGUGGUGGUAUGCCCAAUAUCUAUCAUGAUGUCUGCGUUAAACGUUCUCAAUAUUGCACCCUUCGAGCAACACGGCACCAGCUUUCCCAAACCAUUCCUGCAAAGAUACCAAAGCGCUACCGAUACUUUACAGGCCUUCUUUCUGAUGGAGCAAUAUCUUCUUGGAGAUAAAUCAUUCUGGGCUCCCUACAUUCGAACUCUGCCAACUGUUGAGGACGUCGACGCAGCUCAGUUUGAAGCCGAAGAAGAUCUGGCAUGGAUUCGUGGGACUAACCUUGAAGUAGCUUUAGCAGCUCAAAAUCGAAAAUGGUUACAUCAAUUUGAAGACGUGAACAGAAUGCUGAUGGAGCUCGACUGGAAUAAUGCCAGAAAUGGUGCAUACGACUACAGACUGUUCAGAUGGGCCUCGAAAAUCUUUGGAACACGAAGCUUCGUCUCCACAGUGCUAGAUGACACUGCGCCGGCAGACAAAGCUCGACCUCUUGGUCGGAAGGAUCCCAACCACCAGCUAUUAUACAAGUUGUUUUCUGAGCGCUUUGCCGUUUUGUUACCUCUUCUUGAUAUUCUCAACCACAAACCAGCGGCUCUGGUGGAGUGGCAGGCCCGCGUGGAUUUUGUGGGAUUGCAGAUUGACGAAGACUAUACUUCGGGUCAGGAAGUAUUCAACAAUUAUGGCCCUUUAGACAACGAAGCGCUUCUAAUGAGCUACGGCUUCGUCCUGGAGGACAAUCCUUACGAGCAUGUUCUCAUCAGCAUAAAUGCACAUCCCGGUACACCUCUCGAGAUCGCACGAACAUGGCCUCUAGACGACCGAUCGAACGAAACAUUCAAUUGCUACAUUUAUGAGAUGAUACACCACCUUGUAAAAGAGUCAAGAUAUAUAGAAAGAGCACUAUUUUCAUUCGAUCUAUUGGACAGUAUAUCGGUGAUGAUAAGCAACGAGCGAGAGUUUCAAGCCAUGAGUACGAGACGACAAACGUUGAUGAGCAGCAGUUUGCCUGAAAAGUUCGAUGACUUCAGGAACAUGCUUGCGACAUUGGCGCAGAUUAUGUAUGACAGCGGUUCUCGAGCAAGACGAAUACAGGCAACGGACCCCUCGCGGGCAAAUCCACCUAUCGAGGCGAGAACACAGAAGCAAAAGAAUGCGCAGAUUUACCGGCACAAACAGGUGAGCAUCUUGCAGACUGCUGAAGGCGUUUGCGCCUUUGUGUUGCUCAAUGCCAGCACUGAUCAGCAGGCUUCAGACCUGCUGCUUAGUAUGCGAGUGAAACUUGCAGAGAUGAUUACCCCUGGUCUUGAAGAGUUUUGCAUGCGCCUGCAGUUUAUAACCAGGAGGAACGAGCUCUUCACUGCUGCAUCUCUUAUCCGUCUUUUCCCGUCACCACAAGCAAAUUCUGUGCAAUCUUGUCUAAGAGACAUUGAAAGUGCAAUCUUGGAGGCUGUACCACACCAUAUGCGCCCCCACAGUGACAAGGUGAAGACGAGCAUAGCUAUUUCGCUUUCGUCGUUGUGUCAAGCAUAUCGGUCACGCACACAACUUCCAUUCCGACUUGCAAGCUGGUUCGAGGAGAUCUCAUCCUCUUAUCCUCCAGAAGAUCCUAACUGGAAUUACGUUCCACCUCCUGGCCCAUGGGCGCCGGGUGAAGAGCCACCACAGGCGUUGAUGUAUCUGCUGGACUCUUUACCGAAAGUGAAGGACUCUCUAGGUAAGGAUAGCGCGAUGACGGCCUGGCUCGAUCCUGAGAAAGUCUGCUGGGCAUGGAAUGUAAUGGAAGAGGAGGGCGUUCGAGUUCCGAUAGAGAUCGAGCGGUUUGUGAGCGAAGACCCUGCACAGGUAGAAGGAUUGUUUGGCUUCAUGAUCUACUGCAGACAAUAUGAUUGA
Molecule: messenger RNA, 2106 nt
Organism: Lithohypha guttulata
Lineage: Eukaryota; Fungi; Ascomycota; Eurotiomycetes; Chaetothyriales; Trichomeriaceae
Exons: 1
Coding region: 1-2106 (701 amino acids)
Biological process (GO): peptidyl-lysine monomethylation
Molecular function (GO): protein-lysine N-methyltransferase activity
Source: RefSeq, a predicted model, not a curated record